Messenger RNA from Lepisosteus oculatus (spotted gar), 2033 nucleotides. RefSeq lists its product as uncharacterized. Gene Ontology annotation, molecular function: structural constituent of cytoskeleton; GTP binding. Gene Ontology annotation, biological process: mitotic cell cycle; microtubule cytoskeleton organization. NCBI's taxonomy places the organism in Eukaryota, Metazoa, Chordata, Actinopteri, Semionotiformes, Lepisosteidae. Gene Ontology annotation, cellular component: cytoplasm; microtubule. The record is from RefSeq and is a predicted model, not a curated record.
GUGAAUAAAUUGCUUGUCUUCAAAGUCACGGAGAAGGUCCAAAGGGAAAGACACGCUGGUGAUUUUUUUUUUCAAUUCACUCUUUUUCUCCUUUUUUCUGCGUCUCCCUGUGAAACGGAAACUGAAAGAAUAUAACUUCCUACCCGACAAUCAGAGCUGAAAAACACCCUCCCCCUAAUCUGUAACAUGGUAUAAAGCCAUCACCCUGCGAUAAAAAAAAAAACUCGGUUCGCGUCUCAGACUACGAUAAUGCAUUGAGUGUUUGUGCUCAGAAGGAUUAAAUGGAUGUACUUGAUUUAGUCCAACUUUAUUUUUUAAUCUAUCUGGCAAAAAAAGCAACAUUCAGGGUGAGGCUUGUGAAGAGGCAUGUCUGCUGUGUGGCUCCAUGUGGGUCAGUGUGGAAACCAGUUGGGCCUGGAGUGGUGGAGAUGGGUUUCUGAGAGGCCCAGCAAGGACAGGUACCCGUUCUGCAGCAGUGAUGGAUCGCUGGCCGCGGUGUGUGUGGACAGUGAACCCAAGGUCCUGCGCAGGACCCAGAAGCUGGUGAAAAGCGGGAGCCUCAGGGAAUCGAACAUCAUUGCGGGACAAGGUGGCCGGGGCAGUAAUUGGGCAUAUGGGUACCAUGGUGCCCCGGCUGAGGGGGAGAGCAGCCUGCUCUCGCGGGCGAUGGAGAGUGUGCGCAGAGAGGUGGAGAGGAAGGAUUGCUACUGUGGCACAGUGCUCUUCCACAGCCUGAGCGGAGGCACAGGCGCAGGGCUGGGUGCCCGCCUGUGUGAGGAGAUCCGUGAGCAGUACCCUGCAGGCCACAUCCUGUCGGUGUCUGUGGUGCCCCAUCACCAUGGGGAGAGCCCCCUGCAGCAUUACAACAGCCUACUGAGCCUUGCUGCUCUGCAGAGGUCUGCAGAUGGCGUGCUCCUGUUCCACAAUGAUGAGGCCCUGAGUCAAGCCUUGACCCUGCAGGGUAGAGGUCUUGCCAGAGCCCAUGGCCUACCACCCCAGGCCUCCCUUGCGGCCAUGAACUCCUGCAUGGCUUCCUGCCUGGCAGGCCUGCUGCUGCCAGUGUGCAGUCUUACCACCACAAGUGGGCUCAGUCUGGGGCUGGAGCCCUGGGAGUUGCUGAGGUCUGUCUGCCCUCUCCCGGCAGCCAAGUUUCUGCACACCGGCCAGGCCUGCUCCAGAGGGAAUACUUCGUGGGACAGCUUGGCAUCUUCUAGUCUCCAGUCUCUGCCUCGCCACUCUCCCUCGGGGAAGCCUCACUACAGCAGAGCUGUCCUUGCAGUAGCUCGGGGUGACCAGGACGGCUCGUUCCUGUCAACAGCACCAGCGGUUUCACAAAAACUGAGACUUGGCCACCGCUGUGUCUCUUGGAACCCUUUCCCUCUUGACUUUUGGACAGACCCCCGGGAUGAGCCGAGCCCUAGCCUCUCCUCGCGCUCGCUCACCGUCUGCUCCAACCACAGCAGCGUGGAGGAUCUCCUGCAGCGCGUGGGCCAGCGUGCCCAGGACAUGCUACGUGCCCGCGCCUACCUGCACUGGUACCAGCGGUACGGCUGCGAGCCGCACGACUUCCUGCAGGCGCUGGACACCCUGAGCGCCGUCACGCGGGAGUACAGCGCUGGAGGGGAGCAAGGCGGGGAAGCGGACGCAGAGUGGCGGGGCUAGGUUGUGAACGGGAUGAAAAUGACUCUUUUUCCAUGACUUUACAGACCGAUUUAAACAAGCUCGUCGUUUUUUUUUCUCCUUCUCUGAAUCGGAGUGUGCUGUGAAAUCUUCGCUUCUAGGGCGAGAUUUUGUACAAAGUAACCCAGUGCCUAAAAGAAAAAAUACUUUUCCAAGCGCAUUUUUUUUUUCCAGGAUGAGUUCUCUCCUGCUGUAUCUUCGUCUUUUUCGAGCUCCCUCUUCUCUUCCCCUAAGUGACUCCUUUCUGUCCGGUUGCCCUCCUCGUGUUCUCCGCUUCUUUCUCUCGAUCCAUUUGUAUAAUGCAAGAUGUAUGGUUAGGGAACGUUCUUCAUUAAAAGCCUGAAUCAAACAAC